Pseudocercospora fijiensis CIRAD86 is the source of this 811-nucleotide messenger RNA. RefSeq lists its product as uncharacterized. The record is from RefSeq and is a predicted model, not a curated record. The transcript has a single exon. NCBI's taxonomy places the organism in Eukaryota, Fungi, Ascomycota, Dothideomycetes, Mycosphaerellales, Mycosphaerellaceae. The coding region runs from base 114 to 509 and encodes 131 amino acids.
AAGAAGAGCAAGAGGGAGGCGGGAGAUGGGCCAAAUGUGGUCGUUGAUACAGCGACAGUCUACAAUGGCGGGGAAAGCAUUUUCGCCAUUGUGGCGAGAGCGCAUUGGUAUGCAUGUUUGAGCAAAGCCACUCGGUCAAGACGCAAAUAAGGAAUGUAGCAGGCUUGUCGGACAGUCGUCGUCCUCUCAUUGCUCGUAUGCUUGUUCGACGGCAGAUCUGGCUGUGUAUCCUUUGUCUGGUCCAAAUCUGCUCCUCGGCGUCGAAGAAAGACUCUGCCCAAAGAGAUGUUCUCUGCUCCUCGGCACUGAAGAAAGACUCCUCCCACAUCUUGCAUAUGCUUUCUCUUCCCUUGGAGCCUUUCACGAUUGUGGGAUAUGCUGCCCAACUCUGUCGUCCACUGAUUGCACCUUCAUACGGGCCAGCCUCGGCCUCCGCAAGCUGCUUUGAUGGUUCCGGAUUGUUUUUCACCCGCAGCCUCGUUCGCAGCAUGGUAGCUGGUGCCAUCUGAUGUCCUUGCUAUGUUUUCUCUUGACCGGGGCUUGAUUUCAGCGGGGGCAGGCGAGAAAGCGAAGGGAGAGGGAGAUGCUGGCGUGGUGCUUUGCCAUCACAAUCGUAGCGCCGAAGCUCAGGAUCGAUGGUGGUCAAGCCCGAUCACUUGGAUCGACAAUCGGGGGUGUUGCAAGCAGGUGGCGACUCAGGUGUCGUUGGCAGCAUGCGAUGCCUGCUGUAGGCUGGCGUUAUCGUAGGUCGAGAGGAAGCUGCUCGGAGGCCGUCGAUGUUGACAUGUUGAUCGAAUAGGAUAAUGGCUCG